CCUUUAUAAAAACAUGACACUGAGGCACUCAGUUAACUCAAGUCUGAACACAGGUAUCAUACAGUCACCCGUGGUUCAGGGCUGAAUCUUCUUCUUUUGGUCAAAGGAGUACAGCAUGUCCGAAAUGCUUGACGACAUCUUCACAAAGAACUUUAUGAACCUGGCCCUGGAUGAUGGAUUGCUCCCGCCACAGUCUCAACUGAAAGUCCCAGGGCAGAGUCGGCUGAACCGGUCAGUCUCCUUCUUCUCUCCCCCCUCCGCUCCUGCCUCUUCGAGCCACAGCAUGAGCACCGAGCAUGUUAAUAGUAAUGACGGCAGCCCUUUCUGGUCAAACAACAUCUGGAGCCAGGGCCCUGUCUCCAAACCAAAACAACUCCCCUUCAGGUCUGACCGCUCCAUGAGUCUGACUGAGUCCAGCAGCAGCCUGCUCUCCAACUUUGGAGAGGCUUUUCCCUCAGGCCCUGCCACUACUGUGGCUCCACCGCCGGGCUUCCCUCCCACAUCUACCCUCCCACCCCAGGUUCAACCGAUGGUGUCUCCUAAUCGUUACAAGACUGAGCUGUGCCGUGGCUUCCAGGAGACCGGCAGCUGCAAAUAUGGCAGUAAGUGCCAGUUUGCCCAUGGUGAAGCAGAGCUGCGAGGACUGUUCCGCCACCCCAAGUACAAGACAGAGCCCUGCAGAACCUUCUACAACUUUGGCUACUGCCCCUAUGGCUCACGUUGCCACUUCAUCCAUGAGGACAAAAUCAGCGGAGGUCCGUUACCAUCUGCCAAAUUCCAGAACCAGCAGCAACCGGGUGCCACAGCAACUCGCCACCAGCUCCGCCAGAGUGUCAGCUUUGCCGGUUUCCUGGGCUCUUCACGUAGCUCACCUCCUCCAGCAUUCCCUUCAUCAUCCUUCAAUGAUCCUAACAUGGGGUUCAGCCGUGCUCCCUCUGUUUCUCCUCCUCCUGCCGAUCUCCUCUCCCCAGUGUUUGGUGACUCCCUGCAGCGGGAGGCAGCCGCAUUCCAGUUUGGCAAGUAUCAGACCCGUGCCAGCACUGGAGACAUCCACAACAUUCCUCUCAUCCUGGAGCCAAAGGCCUCACGCUGUGUGUGUGGCCAUGGAAAUAACUUUAACAGCAACAACAGCAGAGCCUUCACCAACGUGGAAGAUGGGCACCACCAGGACGGCAAGCUGUUUCCUGGAGGCCAUGGGGGAUUCGUGAAGCCUGCUGGACUCCAGCGUUUCUCCUCCGAGGACUCCCUGGAGGACAGCUACAGCAGCAGCAGCGGAGGCUCCAGUGGAACCGAGUCUCCAGUUUUCGAUGGGUCAGCCACCAAAAGGCUCACUGUGUUUGAACGCCUGUCCCUGUCUGACUAAAUAGAUCCAAAGACAAAGAACAGAAGAGAACUGACACCUUGUUAACUGUGUCUGUUCAUCUGGACUUUGUUCAGUACCAGAACUGAUCAGGACAAGUCAACUUUUUUGAUGACACAAUAACACUUAAAGUUCUUAAUUUAUGCCUUGGAUAAACUACAAAUACUGAGAUGAUUUUUAGUAGCCAAAUGUUAUCAGACUCUAUUUUUAUACUUUCAAAUGUUGUGUAGCCUAUUAGACCUUUGUAUGUGGUAUAUUCCAUAAAAAUUAACUCCUCUGCAGUCUUGAAAGUACCAAUGAACGGCCUGUUUUCUACUUAUCGUAAAUCUGUAGUGAUCAAACUGGCUUAUCUUUAGUGAUAAUAAUUAAUUCCUGUGCCUUAAAGAUUUUCCCUGCCUUAUAGGAUAUUCACUCUCAGUGCCGCGAACAGUAUGUUUGAUUCAGUAGCCUUAAUCAGUGAGACCUGACAUGUGUCAUUGAUGCCAUUUUAUCUGUGAUAUGCACUUUACAGCUAAUUCAAAUGGGAGAACUGUCAAAUCUCCUAGUAGCAUUCAACCAAAGCUUCAUACAUCACUCUGCUCUGUGUGUGCGUGUGUGUGUGUGUACGCGUCUGUAUAUAUGCAUGUGUGGGUGUAUGUGUCAUUGUUCUAAGACCUGGGGUGCAAGCAUGUGGAAGUUGCAGAAUGCUAAAAGAUCAAAAUGUAUGUCAGUGAGUUUAGAUCUGAAUAUCUGUCCCCUGACACGCAGAUUACAGAUUUGGUUCUGUAAAACAUUCUGUUAUCUUUGCUAGUUUCUAAAACCGCACCCCAUCUUUUACUGUGCCCUGUUUGUUUGGACAACCUGGUUCAGGGACUUUAACACCGCAGUAUUCCUUUCGGUUAUUGGUUGCCUUGUGUUGUUUAACUUAAACUAAUAUAUUUAUUAUGAUAUUUAUUUGUCUUUAAAGAAAAAAAAAUGUAUUUUGUACGUUAUUUAUGGAGAAAUAUUUCAAGGUCUGUGAAUGCCGAUGUGAGAAAACGCAGUAAAAAAGAGAAUCUUAUAUUUUUAAUUGCCUGAAAAGGACACAAUAAAUAAAUUUCUGAAUAAAGAAAUGAAUGUA
Molecule: messenger RNA, 2459 nt
Organism: Larimichthys crocea (large yellow croaker)
Lineage: Eukaryota; Metazoa; Chordata; Actinopteri; Sciaenidae
Product: mRNA decay activator protein ZFP36
Exons: 2
Coding region: 116-1363 (415 amino acids)
Molecular function (GO): mRNA binding; metal ion binding
Source: RefSeq, a predicted model, not a curated record